This is a messenger RNA of Meyerozyma guilliermondii ATCC 6260, 492 nucleotides long. It is a transcript of the gene ARF3, whose product is annotated as Arf3p. The transcript has a single exon. Gene Ontology annotation, molecular function: GTPase activity; GTP binding. The record is from RefSeq and is a predicted model, not a curated record. NCBI's taxonomy places the organism in Eukaryota, Fungi, Ascomycota, Pichiomycetes, Serinales, Debaryomycetaceae. Gene Ontology annotation, biological process: vesicle-mediated transport; intracellular protein transport. Bases 1 to 492 code for a protein of 163 amino acids. Gene Ontology annotation, cellular component: cytoplasm.
AUGCGGAUAUUGAUGUUGGGGCUUGACAAUGCUGGUAAAACCACCAUUUUGUACAAGUUGAAACUUGGAAAGACAUCCAAAACCGUUCCUACGGUUGGAUUUAAUGUGGAAACCGUCAAGCACAAAAACGUAUCGUUUGCGGUGUGGGAUUGUGGAGGACAAGAAAGAAUUCGCCCAUUAUGGAGACAUUAUUUCACAGGGACAAAUGCUCUUAUUUAUGUGGUGGAUAGUUCAGAUCAUGGGCGGUUGGAAGAAUCACGAAGUGAACUUAUGAGGGUGAUUUCCGACAAGGAAUUGGCCAAUUGUCUUCUCAUAGUGUUGGCUAACAAACAGGAUAUGUCUGGGGCCAUCAAGCCCAAGGAACUUAUUGAAAAGUUUGAGCUUAAUAAACUUUCAGGAAACCACACCUGGUCUGUGAUUCCCACGGUCGCAAUCGACGGAACUGGGUUGGUGGAGACGUUGAACUGGAUAUCUAGUCAUAGCAAGAAGUAA